AAAAUUGCCUUGAGGAUGCAAUCAAAGGCUCGUGUUAUGUAUGAUUUUGCUGCUGAGCCUGGAAACAACGAGCUGACCGUCAGUGAAGGGGAGAUCAUUGUAAUUACCAACCCGGAUGUCGGUGGAGGCUGGUUAGAAGGGAAAAAUAGCCAAGGUGAGAGAGGACUUGUUCCAACAGAUUAUGUUGAGAUUAUAACUGAAGGUGCAAAAGAUGGAAUUAGCUGUGGUAACUCACUAGCUGACCAAGCCUUCUUUGAUUCUCUUUCUUCAAAUACAACUCAGACCAACUCUGCCGCAAAAAGCGGUAAUCAGGCAAACAAUGCCAGUGAUCCUUGGUCCAGCUGGAAUGUUGGGAAGUCUGGGAACUGGGAUAACGGAAAUGCUGCUGACAGCUGGGCAACAAAGCCUGAAAGUGCAGCUGGCCAGAGAAACAGUGCUUCAAAUAACUGGGAGGCAGCAGCAACAACAUUUGGUCAUCCACAGGCAUAUCAAGGACCAGCAGCUGCUGAUGACGAUGAUUGGGAUGAUGACUGGGAUGACCCAAAAUCAACUUCACCAUCUUAUCUUGGUUACAAGGAGAAUGAAGCAUCAGAAGCUGGAGGGGUCCAGCGUGGAAAUUCUCGUGCAGCUGCUAUGAAAUUACCACUUAACAAAUUUCCUGGAUUUGCAAAACCUGGGAUGGAACAGUAUCUGUUGGCAAAGCAGCUAGCAAAACCCAAAGAGAAAAUAUCCAUAAUUAUUGGUGAUUAUGGCCCAAUGUGGGUUUAUCCUACCUCUACAUUUGACUGUGUGGUGGCAGAUCCCAAAAAAGGUUCUAAAAUGUAUGGUCUCAAGAGCUACAUCGAAUAUCAGCUGACCUGCACUAACACUAAUCGGUCUGUCAACCACAGAUACAAGCACUUUGACUGGUUGUAUGAGCGUCUCCUGGUUAAAUUUGGAUUAGCCAUUCCAAUCCCAUCUCUUCCAGACAAGCAAGUAACAGGGCGCUUUGAAGAAGAAUUUAUCAAAAUGCGUAUGGAGAGACUGCAGGCUUGGAUGACAAGGAUGUGUCGCCAUCCUGUUGUCUCAGAAAGUGAAGUUUUCCAGCAAUUUCUCAAUUUCCGAGAUGAGAAGGAGUGGAAAACUGGAAAGCGGAAGGCAGAAAAAGAUGAAACUGUAGGAGUUUUGAUCUUUUCUACAAUGGAACCAGAAGCUCCAGACUUGGACAUGGUAGAAAUAGAACAGAAAUGUGAUGCAGUGGGGAGAUUCACCAAAGCAAUGGAUGAUGGAGUUAAAGAGCUGCUGACAGUGGGACAAGAGCACUGGAAGAGGUGUACAGGGCCACUACCCAAGGAAUACCAGAAGAUAGGAAAAGCAUUGCAGAGCCUGGCACUGGUCUUCAGCACUAGUGGAUACCAAGGAGAAUCUGAUCUCAAUGGAGCAAUAACAGAAGCAGGAAAAACUUAUGAAGAAAUCGCCAGUCUUGUAGCAGAUCAGCCGAAGAAAGAUCUUCACUUUUUGAUGGAAACAAAUCAUGAAUAUAAGGGAUUUCUUGGUUGCUUCCCUGACAUCAUAGGAGCUCAUAAGGGAGCAAUAGAAAGAGUGAAGGAGAGUGAUAAAUUAGUUGCAACCAGUAAAAUAACACCACAAGACAAACAGAACAUGGUGAAACGUGUGAGCACCAUGGCUUAUGCACUACAAGCUGAGAUGAAUCACUUCCACAGUAACCGGAUUUAUGACUACAACAGUGUUAUUCGUCUGUAUCUGGAGCAGCAAGCACAGUUUUAUGAAACGAUUGCACAGAAGCUGAGGCAGGCACUCAGCCGCUUUCCUGUGAUGUAGAGAAUAAGGAGUAGUCAACAAUAAAGAAAGCUCCGAAGUGCUUUUUCUGAUUUGGGGGCAUUGCUAAUAAAAACUUGUUAGCCUUUGCCAGCCAAAAAAACCCACCAAAAAAACCCCAACAACAAUAAAAAUUGAUUGUAGAAAAAAAGAAUUAUUUAAAAUUUUACUUUAUCAGCCUAAAUCAUAAGAUGAGGUUCUCUUAUCUUGAAUGCUCUCCCAUUUGUAUCAUUAUUUAAAUAAAACCAGCUAGAUAAUGCUGUCAGUUAUAGGGAUCUAAAUUCUCAAACUGAUACGUUGCCAUGGACUUCAUGCAGACUUCCAUCUAUCAGAUGUUCUUCCAAAAGCUCUUAAUCAACAUCAGUUACAAAUGUGUAUCUUUUUUUUCCAAGUGGGAAAGCAGACAAGCUUGAGAAAAUUACUUUAAUACUCAUUAUAUUCAAUUCAGCUCUCUAGAGAUUCAGUAGCCAGGAGGAAUUACAUUUGUGUAUGUUUCUGGUACAUGUUCAUGAUAAUCUCCUGAAUGAACACUUCGUUCUGAGUUUUGCUUUCCAUAUGCAGCCAUGGCAUACUGCUCCCAUUAUGACUUCUGGUAAAUACCAUUCAUUCUUCCCUUUCUUGUUUGUUUCCUUCUAACUAAAUCUUCUACUGGUGGCACAACACCUCAGAGCUUAUGUCAGGCUCUCUUUCUUUCUUGCUAUGCACUGUGUAAGAAGACAGAGUACAAACUAGGAAUGAGCUAUUCAGGAAGGUGUGAAAAAUUGUUUUCCAAACGAGCACUUUGACACCCCCCCCCAGUGUUAUGCCAUAAGGCAGUAGUGUUCCUCAGUGGUGUACAGGGCCAGCUUCCCUUUCACCCCUCUGAGAAUCUGAAGUGUUUCAGCAGAGGGGACAUUGCCACAUCCAACCCAAAGUAGUAGAAGUCCAGAAAUUCCAACUAAGCUCAAGCCUUCAUGUAGCAGUAUGAUAUGCUCCUGGCUUGGGUUAACUUCUUGUGAAGAAGUGGCCCAGUGUCCUCUUUCAUACUACUGAAAUAUCAUUUGAGGCUUGGGCUUUUCAAAAGAAAAAUGCCACCACCAACUCUGUUCACAGUGGGCGCCAACUACAGUAAUUCAUUUCAUGCCAUAAGCAAGCCGGAAAGCCAAAAUGCAGUUUUUGCUCAAAUGUGCCUAGAAAAUAAACAUUUUGGCAAAAAAUAACAUUUUUUAAAAAGGCAUUUUACCAAUAAGCCAUUGUAAGUGACGGGUACAUCUGCUGGUUGAAUAGUUGCCUUUUUUUUUUUUUUUUGCAUUGGUGUUACUUUUGUGUGCUAGAAGGAAAAUCUGGGUCUGCCUGAAUAACCUGAAACCAAACCAAACAAGACUAAGCCUAAGUCUAGAUGCUUUUCAGUGUCAGGGGUUUUGUUCACAUUUUAUAAACCUUGUCUUUUUCUCCUCCCAAUUUUAGUUGUUUGCUUCCAAAAUUCCAUAGCACAGUGUUGUUUGAUACAGCCAUUUAAAUAUGUACAAAUUGUAAAGAAUGUGUAUAAAUGUUUUACACCAAAUGUAAGAUCUGCUUGCAUGUAGAAGCAGCUUAUAUAAUAAAUUGUUACAAUGUGUACAGUAAAUUCUGAAAUCACUUUUUCAAGCCAGCAUUUUUUUAAGCAUUUGUAUAUUCACUUUUUGGUAAUGAAAUCUCUUUGUAACAGACUCUUAAUUUGGGAGGGGGAAGGGGAGUUCUUUUUACCAAUCUUUAAAUAGCUCCAUAUGCACUAAAGUUGAAGGUUCUUUAUCUUUAAUAGAUUGUUUUGAAAUCUAAGUGUAAGCUGUGUUUUCCCAGUGCAGGGAAGCGAUGACAGUAGCAACUGUGUCAGAGAUGCAACAUUUUGGCAAAAAAGAAAAACUGUUUAAAGACUUCUAGUAAAAUGAAGUUAAACUGAUAAUAAAUAUUUAUAUAUAUCCACCA
Athene cunicularia (burrowing owl) is the source of this 3762-nucleotide messenger RNA. It is a transcript of the gene SNX9, whose product is annotated as sorting nexin 9. The coding region runs from base 16 to 1821 and encodes 601 amino acids. Gene Ontology annotation, molecular function: protein binding; phosphatidylinositol binding. The transcript is spliced from 18 exons. Gene Ontology annotation, cellular component: plasma membrane; cytoplasmic vesicle. Gene Ontology annotation, biological process: mitotic cytokinesis; intracellular protein transport; endocytosis. The record is from RefSeq and is a predicted model, not a curated record. NCBI's taxonomy places the organism in Eukaryota, Metazoa, Chordata, Aves, Strigiformes, Strigidae.